CGAGCACGUCUGUCGACCUAAAAAGUGAUGAUCCUUCAGGGAAAGAAAGUGAUAUCCAUCUCAACGGGGGCAUUGCAUUGUGUUGUUUGCACCGACCAGGGCGAGGUCUGCACAUGGGGCGAUAACGACGAAGGUCAACUAGGGGACGGAACUACUACUGACAUUCAAAAGCCUCGACUGGUGGCUGCUUUACAGAACAAGAAAAUUAAUCGAGUUAGUUGCGGUUCAGCGCAUACUGUUGCCUGGAGCACCUGCAAAGGAUGUUCGACGCCAGUUGCUGGAAGCAGCCGCCUGCCAACCAGUAUACCCUUGCAAUAUGAUCUGUUGAAAGAUAUCCAAAUACUCGCGCUUCGUAAUCGUUUGCUAUUGCUGCAUCAUUUUGCCGAAAUCGUGUGCCCGAUAUUACGGAUGCUACCGCUGGGAACGGUCAACUGCCAAGACAUGGAUGGAAAUGUGCUGGAAGAAACGGAAGGAGUGCUUUGCGGAAACCACGAUAGACUGAGAGGCAUUCUCAUGGCGUCCGCCAAAGAAGCCGCUUUUCGCAAAUUUAUCAGUUAA
This is a messenger RNA of Daphnia pulicaria, 558 nucleotides long. Its product is annotated as E3 ubiquitin-protein ligase HERC2-like. Gene Ontology annotation, cellular component: cytoplasm; membrane. Lineage: Eukaryota; Metazoa; Arthropoda; Branchiopoda; Diplostraca; Daphniidae. The coding region runs from base 28 to 558 and encodes 176 amino acids. Gene Ontology annotation, biological process: protein ubiquitination. The record is from RefSeq and is a predicted model, not a curated record. Gene Ontology annotation, molecular function: ubiquitin protein ligase activity. The transcript is spliced from 6 exons.